Micromonas pusilla CCMP1545 is the source of this 1691-nucleotide messenger RNA. RefSeq lists its product as uncharacterized. Lineage: Eukaryota; Viridiplantae; Chlorophyta; Mamiellophyceae; Mamiellales; Mamiellaceae. Gene Ontology annotation, biological process: formation of translation preinitiation complex. Bases 191 to 1582 code for a protein of 463 amino acids. Gene Ontology annotation, molecular function: GTPase activity; translation initiation factor activity; tRNA binding. The record is from RefSeq and is a predicted model, not a curated record. Gene Ontology annotation, cellular component: eukaryotic translation initiation factor 2 complex; cytosol. The transcript has 2 exons.
CGGUCGUCCGCGUCGUCGGUGACUCGCGCUCGCUCACGCGCGCGAACACACGCGGUCGUCGGUACCGGCGAACUUCCGUCCGCGAGCGCGCGAUCGCGGCGGCGGGGAGGGCUCGAGACAGCCUCCGCGCGUUCAUUAUUGUCCGAGAGCUAAAAAGUCGCCGUCUCCGCGCGUCGAGACUCCGCUCGCCAUGGGCUACGUCGUCGGCGACGACGGGCUCUCCGUGCAGGACGCGGAGACGCUCGACGCGAGCACGCUGACGCCGCUCUCCCCGGAGGUCAUCUCGCGCCAGGCGACGAUCAACAUCGGCACGAUCGGGCACGUCGCGCACGGCAAGUCCACGGUCGUCAAAGCCAUCUCAGGCGUGCAGACGGUCCGCUUCAAGAACGAGCUCGAGCGCAACAUCACGAUCAAGCUAGGGUACGCUAACGCCAAGAUCUACAAGUGCGAGGACGACCUCUGCCCUCGCCCCGCGUGCUACCGCGCGUACGGCAGCACGUGCCCGGACGCGCCCGACUGUUUGGUCCCCGGUUUCGAGGACAAGAAGAUGAAGCUCGUGCGGCACGUCUCCUUCGUGGACUGCCCGGGGCACGAUAUCCUCAUGGCGACGAUGCUCAACGGCGCCGCGGUGAUGGACGGCGCGCUGUUGCUCGUCGCGGGGAACGAGUCGUGCCCGCAGCCGCAGACGUCGGAGCACCUCGCCGCGGUGGAGAUCAUGCGGUUGGAGCACAUCAUCAUCCUUCAGAACAAGAUCGACCUGGUGCAGGAGAACGCGGCGGCGAACCAGUACGACGCCAUCUGUAAAUUCAUCCAAGGCACCAUCGCGGACGGCGCGCCCGUCAUCCCCAUCUCCGCGCAGCUCAAGUACAACAUCGACGUCGUGUGCGAGUACAUCUGCAAGAAGAUCCCGGUGCCGAAGCGCGACUUCACGUCCCCGGCGAACAUGAUCGUGAUCCGGUCGUUCGACGUGAACAAGCCGGGCGCGGAGGUGGACGACGUGCAGGGCGGCGUCGCGGGCGGGUCGAUCCUCCAGGGCGUCCUCAAGGUUGGCCAGGAGAUCGAAGUCCGCCCGGGGAUCGUGUCCAAGGACGCGGAGGGGAAGAUCAAGUGCCGGAGCAUCUCUUCGCGGAUCGUCUCGCUGUUCGCGGAGCAGAACCAGCUGCGGUACGCCGUGCCCGGAGGCCUCAUCGGCGUCGGCACGACGGUGGACCCCACGCUGACGCGCGCGGAUCGCCUCGUCGGGCAAGUCCUCGGCGAGGUCGGGAAGCUCCCGCAGGUGUUCACGGAGCUGGAGGUGAACUUCUUCCUCCUUCGGCGGCUGCUCGGCGUGCGGACGCAAGGGAGCGAGAAGCAAGGGAAGGUUGCGAAGCUCUCCAAGGCGGAGGUGCUCAUGCUGAACAUCGGGUCGAUGUGCACGGGCGCGCGCGUCGUCGCGGUGAAGAGCGAUCUCGCGAAGCUGCAGCUCACGUCGCCGGUGUGCACGAAGGAGGGCGAGAAGGUGGCGCUGUCGAGGCGGGUGGAGAAGCACUGGCGGUUGAUCGGGUGGGGUCAGAUCCAGGCGGGGAUCCAGCUCGGGGAUUGACUCUGACUCGACGGUCAAGCAUCGAGCGCGAGUCGAGAGGGGGAGAGAGAGAGAGAGAGCGCGACGCGGUGGUCGACGUUGUGACGAUAACCGAAGGCGUCCUCUGUUU